AUGUUAAAAGUUGUACAUACCACGUGCAAUUUAUGCACGGCUCAUUUGCAGACUUCAUUUUUUAAUAUUAGAUAUAAAUCUCAAAUAUACGAGAGAAUUCAUUCUUGGAAAAUUCAAUUGCAACAGGCCAACAAGGCGAUUUCUAAGUCAUAUAAAAAAAUUCAAAAUAAGAAAAUCUAUCAGAAUAAGGAAAUUAUUGCCACGCUUUUAAAGAAGCAUGGUAUUGUAACGAGCGUAUCGAUAAAUGAAAAGAAAAUAUUUAAACAAUCUUCAUGGACCAUAGAAAAAAGGAUAAUGCUGUUACAAGAGCUUGGAGUUUCCAAUAUAACGCCUUUUUAUAUUAACGAACUCGAUAAAGGAAUGCGUUUGCCUAUUCAUUUAUUUAAAGCAAAUACUUUACUAAAUACUAAUACUAGAUUAUCGAAAAAUUUACUUAGUUCUAUAUCAAACACAAUGUACACGCAUAAAUAUAUAUCGGAAUCACCAAAUAUCACGAUGAAAAGACUCUAUACUAAUUGUCUAAUUCAUUAUCUAAGGCGGGAAGAACAAUUCAGUUACGAUCAAUUACGAUUUCUGCACAUCAAAGCCAAAUGGUUAGGAUAUAAUAGUUUUCGAUUAAUUAAAGAAACAAUCAAAUUUAUAAAAAAUGACUUAAAAUUUACGAAUGCACAGAUAGCAAAAAAUCAUUGCUUAUUGAAUUAUCAUCCUGAAAAAGUGAAGAUUAUUUACAAUGAAAUUUAUAAACAUUUUAAAGAAAAUUCCAAUAAAAUCAUAUUAGCACAUUCGAAACUUUUAAAUAUGGAAUUAUGCGAUCUGCAAAAAUUUAUAAGGGUCCUGCAGAAAUAUAAUAUUAAAACCGAUAAGAUUCAAACGUAUCCGUUUAUUUUGCAACAUAAUCAUAAAGAUUUAGAGCGAAAAAUCAAAACAAUAAUAAACAAUCCCUUGACAAAGGUUUAUAAGAAACAUCCAAGAUUUUUAAAUUUGGUAACACAUUAUUUCUCCGUUGUGCCACGACUUCAGUAUCUGGAAGAUAAUAAUAUACAAUUUUUCAACUUAACCGGACUUACGGAAAAAGCUGCUUUCUGUAAUCUGCUAAAGUCUAUGAAAUAUAAGCUGACAAAAAGUUGUUUAUUCUAUUUUUUAGAAAAAGAAUUUAAAUAUGAUACUGGAGCAUUAAUGGUGAUUAUACAAAAGCAUCCUUAUUGGAUGUACGUAUCGCUAGUACAAAUGUACGAAUCGCUUCAUUAUCUACGUCAAAAAUUUAGCGAUAGCAUCAUUCGUGAUCAUAUUUAUGCCAUUCUUUAUAAAAAAAAGGACAUACAAAGUGAAGUUGAAAGUCGACGACCAGAAUACAGAAAUUUAAGGAAGAACCAACAAUUGGGAGUAAUUAUAUAUAACAUUGAAAAAAAAUGUAAUUUUACGGGCGCUGUUGUUUUAUCUAUAGAUAAUGAUACAAGCUAAAAGCUAAUUUACAUAAUGUACCGGAAUAAUAUGGCUUUUAUUAUU
Molecule: messenger RNA, 1506 nt
Organism: Ceratosolen solmsi marchali
Lineage: Eukaryota; Metazoa; Arthropoda; Insecta; Hymenoptera; Agaonidae
Gene: mTerf5
Product: mitochondrial transcription termination factor 5
Exons: 6
Coding region: 1-1461 (486 amino acids)
Source: RefSeq, a predicted model, not a curated record